AUGUCCUCGAUCACUGAUACCACAAUUCCUAUCCUGUCGUUAUUGACUGCCUUGAAACGGUCAGGACUAGGGUCUUUGCCAAAGCGCGCUUCGAUUCCGUUCCUAUCGUCACUGAUAGGAAAACCCCUUGAUCGGGCCAGUCUUAUCAUAUACAGUAUCCGAGGGUAUCUGCUGAGUGAAGAAGAUGAACAAUUCUUACGGACUGAGAAAGAGAGACGGUCCCUCUCUUGGAAUCUUUAUAGCGCUUCAAAUCUGCACGAAUGGCUACGAGCAGCGGGGGCAUUGGACAAUUUUGAAGGAAAUAAUGAAUGGAAACUGCUUGACGAAUCGGACGAAUACGAUUAUACCUUAGUCCGAGAUAAACUGGAUGAUCUAGAGCGGGCGUUAAGUCAUAAGGAUUUCGGGGCCAUCAUACAUAAUAUUCGGACGUCGCUUGGUCGUGACCUCGCCAACAUGACAAACCCGGAGCUCUACAAACAUACGUAUAUUGGUACCAAAAAUCUAAUAGAUUUGUACGUCACUACCGCCACGAAUGCAGUCUCAAUGGUUUUGGACAUUGCGGAAAAUCUAGAGUUCGGCAUCGAAGAGUCCCGGCAUCUCUUGGAGCAAUUGCACGCCACGCGCCAGGGCUUCGGACGGACUGCGUUGCUGCUGUCGGGUGGCGCAACGUUUGGAAUGAACCAUACAGGAGUUCUCAAGACUCUUUGGCAGAUGAGGCUUCUGCCACGGGUAAUCUCGGGUUCCUCUGCAGGAAGCAUCGUCGCCGGUGUCAUCUGUGCGCAUCUGGACAGUGAAAUGCCAAAGAUCUUUCUGUCCUUUGGCAGUGGUGACUUUUCUGUGUUCGAAUCUGGCGAUGAAGUGGAAAAUAUAGGACGCCGAUUACACAGGUUUCUUGCAUCUGGGUCUUUCUUUGACGUUGGCCACCUGAAAAAGGUCAUGCGGAGUUUGCUAGGCAACGUAACUUUCCUCGAAGCAUAUAAUCGGACGAGGAGGGUUUUGAACAUUACCGUUUCUCACGCAAAUCCUCACGAGCUUCCUCGGUUGCUGAAUUAUAUCACUUCCCCUAAUGUGACGAUUUGGUCGGCAAUCGUUACAUCCUGCUCUGCUCCGAUGAUGUUUGCAACCUCUCAGCUAAUGGCAAAGGAUCCGACGACCGGAGAAGUACGAGAAUGGGGCGAUUCACUGGUUCAAUGGAUCGAUGGAUCGGUUGACAGUGAUCUGCCAAUGACUAGACUUGCGGAAAUGUUCAAUGUCAACCAUUUCAUUGUCUCGCAAGUUAAUCCUCAUGUGAUGCCCUUCGUUCCCCCGGAAGAAGCAUUGUUAUUUGCAGAACUUAGCAAACGCCGGCAAAGGUCUGAGGACAGUUCGCUGGACUUUGCCAAAGAACUUGUCAAGGAGGAAAUUACGAGCAAAGCCAGAAUGCUGGCUGAGGCCGGGAUACUUCCCAACGCGCUGAGGAAAUUUGCUUCGGUCAUGAGUCAAGAGUAUUAUGGGGAUAUCAAUAUUUUCCCGGAAAUCACUUAUGAGGUAUUUCCCAGCAUGCUGAGGAAUCCCACGCCCGAUUUCAUGUUGCGGGCCUGUCUCAGUGGUGAGCGCGCCACAUGGCCGAAGCUAGGGCGGAUCAGGAACCACUGUGCAGUCGAGUUUGCUUUGGACGAUGCGGUGAUGAUAAUGCGUGAGAAAAUUGCCGCGGCUGCAAGUGAAGCCGAUAUACCUAUGGAGAGGAUAUCGUCCUACCUUGAGGGGGACAUGUUCCUAAGGGAGGCACCGCUGGAGGCUGACCCGGAAUUGGUGCAACAAGUUGAGGAGCGCAAGGCUCACGCGCGAGCUCACACGCACGUCAACGCAGGCCAUCGACCCGAAAGCGGCAAAAGGGCUCAUUUCAGACCAGACAGUCAACGUGCCAGCAGACCCCAUGCCCAACAUUCUCGUUAUAGAACAAAACCAUCGAGACCGGCGUUAAAGACAACACAAAGCGUCCCCCGCGAUAGAAGCCCGUCUGCUGCUUCCGCAUCAAGCCUGAAUAGGCCCUCAUGGACUAAUUGCCGGUCUCUGUCGAGCAUGGAUUCGAGAAUACCAACAAAAUCGGAGAAACACAGGGCAACAACCCCCCCCAAUCGCCAAGUUUUCAUCCAAUCACCCAUGCUUCCUACUGAUCAUCAGCACGCCACUCAACCAGCUCACAGAGCAGUUAACUCCAAGCUACCUCUGCAGGGCACUCAUCUACCGCACUUCAUCAUGGCGAUUGAAAGACGUACACCUCAGUCGCAAAGUUGCAACCGUGACUAUCGCAAACUUCUUCGAAAGAAGCCGAGUGACCCGACGGAUUGGUCCAAAAAUAAUCAAGCCAUCAGUUCUGAUAGUCAUUACUUCUCCUGA
This is a messenger RNA of Uncinocarpus reesii 1704, 2379 nucleotides long. RefSeq lists its product as uncharacterized. The record is from RefSeq and is a predicted model, not a curated record. Gene Ontology annotation, biological process: lipid metabolic process. The transcript is spliced from 3 exons. Gene Ontology annotation, molecular function: triacylglycerol lipase activity. Bases 1 to 2379 code for a protein of 792 amino acids. Lineage: Eukaryota; Fungi; Ascomycota; Eurotiomycetes; Onygenales; Onygenaceae.